GUUGCGAGUGGAGUCGAGACACUCUUUGCGCGAUGGUGACGAUAAUUCACACGAAGACGAAGGCGGAGGUUCGCGAGGAGGAGAGGAGAGCGAGAGAGGCAGCGAAGCAAGGGGCCGGAACAAGCACGAAAACUCCGGAAAAGACAAGCACGAGAACUCCGGAAGCGGCGCCAAGAAAGCCUGAAGCUGCAGAGCCAAAAGAUGAAAACACGAAGAAGAAGCUGGAAGAGGAUGAGCUCCAAGACGUAAAGAAGAAGCGCAGAAAGAGCCUGGAAUCAGGGGAGUCGAGUAACCCAGCUUAAGCUUCUUCUCUACGGAGAGCUACGUAAGGCCCGGCGUUGCAAUUCUCGUC
Messenger RNA from Selaginella moellendorffii, 352 nucleotides. Its product is annotated as neurofilament heavy polypeptide-like. The transcript has 4 exons. Lineage: Eukaryota; Viridiplantae; Streptophyta; Lycopodiopsida; Selaginellales; Selaginellaceae. The record is from RefSeq and is a predicted model, not a curated record. Bases 33 to 302 code for a protein of 89 amino acids.